This is a messenger RNA of Dichotomopilus funicola, 939 nucleotides long. RefSeq names its product SOR/SNZ family-domain-containing protein. The transcript has a single exon. Gene Ontology annotation, molecular function: amine-lyase activity. The record is from RefSeq and is a predicted model, not a curated record. Bases 1 to 939 code for a protein of 312 amino acids. NCBI's taxonomy places the organism in Eukaryota, Fungi, Ascomycota, Sordariomycetes, Sordariales, Chaetomiaceae. Gene Ontology annotation, biological process: pyridoxal 5'-phosphate biosynthetic process; amino acid metabolic process; pyridoxine biosynthetic process.
AUGGCCACCAACCUUCACCCUACCACAAACGGCACCACCAACGAUGACUUCACUGUCAAGGCCGGUCUCGCCCAGAUGCUGAAGGGCGGCGUGAUUAUGGACGUCACAACCGCCGCCGAGGCCCGCAUCGCCGAGGAGGCCGGUGCCGUCGCUGUCAUGGCUCUGGAGCGGAUCCCGUCCGACAUCCGCAAGAUGGGUGGCGUGGCGCGCAUGUCGAACCCCGAGAUGAUCCAGGACAUCCAAAAGGCCGUGACCAUUCCCGUUAUGGCCAAGGCCCGCAUCGGCCAUGUGGUCGAGUGCCAGAUCCUCGAGGCCCUCGACGUGGACUACAUCGACGAGAGCGAGGUGCUCACCCCGGCUGACGACCAAUUCCACGUCCAGAAGUCUGACUUCAAGAUCCCCUUUGUCUGCGGCUGCCGCAACCUCGGCGAGGCCCUCCGCCGCAUCAAGGAAGGCGCCGCCAUGAUCCGCACCAAGGGCGAGGCCGGAACCGGCGACAUUGUCGAGGCCGUCAAGCACAUCCGCACCGUCAACGCCGACAUUGCCCGCGCCAAGGCCGCUCUCGCCGCCGGCGGAGACCUGGCCAUCUCCGCCCUCGCCCGUGAGAUCGGCGCCGAUGUCGCCCUACUCAAGCAGACCGCCGAGCUUGGUCGUCUCCCCGUUGUCAACUUUGCUGCUGGGGGAGUGGCUACCCCAGCCGACGCCGCACUGAUGAUGCACCUUGGCUGUGACGGUGUGUUCGUUGGCAGCGGCAUCUUCAAGGACGCCGAGACACCUGAGCAUGCGGCUAAGCGUGCCCGUGCUAUCGUCAAGGCUACCGCCCAGUACACUGACGGGAAGGCGCUUAUAGCGGCCAGCAUCGAGCACGGCGAGGCUAUGCGGGGUAUUAGCAACGCUGGCCUCAAGCCCGAGGAGAAGAUGGCUGGUCGGGGUUGGUAA